Molecule: messenger RNA, 1481 nt
Organism: Phoenix dactylifera (date palm)
Lineage: Eukaryota; Viridiplantae; Streptophyta; Magnoliopsida; Arecales; Arecaceae
Product: alpha/beta-Hydrolases superfamily protein
Cellular component (GO): intracellular membrane-bounded organelle
Molecular function (GO): thiolester hydrolase activity
Source: RefSeq, a predicted model, not a curated record
CCACAGGAGCGGGGGAACUCCUUCCCUGUCGGAGGGGCCGAGGAGGGCACGACGUCCUGUUCGCUUCCGUCCAUUCUGGGUCCCAGGUUUUCCGUGACCAUUCCCCAAUCGAUCCCUCUGAAGUAAUCUUAACCCACCCUCCUGCGGUCUCUCUGAACCCCCCGCGUGGGAGAGCCCACUUCCUCUCCCUCUCCCUCUCUUCGCCGGGAUUCCUUCGAACCAAACCUCCUCGAUCUCGGAAUCUGGGUAGAUUUAGAGCAAGAAAAGGAGCCUAGAUUCUCGGGAAACCGAAAAUCCCGCGGCAAAGAGAAGACAACGAUGAUGUCUUUUCUGUUAAAAUUCAUCUCCCUCGCCAUUUUCGUCUCAGUCCUCGCUCCGAGCUCGUCUGCUAUUCCAUUCAUCGUCUUGCACGGAAUUGGGGACCAGUGUGCCAACAAAGGGGUAUCGCAGUUUACUGAGCUUUUGAGCAAAUGGUCCGGAUCCGAGGGAUAUUGCAUAGAAAUUGGAAGUGGAACAUGGGACUCUUGGGUUAUGCCCCUGCAUCAACAGACUAAUCUUGUUUGUCAGAAGGUAAAAGAAAUGAAAGAACUCAGCAUGGGUUACAACAUAAUUGGUCUUUCUCAGGGCAACUUAAUAGGUCGAGGGGUGGUUGAGUUGUGCGACGGUGGACCUCCUGUAAAAAAUUUCAUCUCAUUGGCAGGCCCUCAUGCUGGCACUGCUUCUGUGCCACUUUGUGGUUCUGGAAUCAUAUGCAUGCUUGUGGAUGAUCUCAUCAAAUCAGAAAUCUAUUCUGACUACAUUCAGGCCCAUCUGGCUCCUAGUGGUUAUCUAAAGAUUCCGACUGAAAUCCCUGCCUAUUUGGAAGGAUGCAGGUUUCUCCCAAAGCUUAACAAUGAAAUACCUGGUGAGAGGAAUUCUACUUACAAAGAAAGGUUCAGUAGCUUACAGACAUUGGUUCUUAUCAUGUUUGAGCAGGAUAACGUAUUGAUUCCCCGGGAGACAUCUUGGUUUGGGUAUUAUCCAGAUGGUGCCUUUAGCCCAGUCUUGCCUCCCCAACAGACCGCCCUCUACAUAGAAGACUGGAUUGGUCUGAGAGCUUUGGAUGAGGCUGGACGAGUCCAAUUCAUCACUGUGCAAGGAGGUCACCUCAGAAUUUCUGAGAGUGACAUGCAGAAGUAUAUUGUGCCGUACUUGAACGACAAGUCACCCUUCCUAAAAUUAUCGGUAUCGCGGUGGUUUCUAUCAGCUUGGGAUGCCAUGAAGGAUGGUCUGGGUCUCUGGGACCAGUAGAAAAAAGAACUCCUUGGCCUUCCACUUUCAGGAGCGAGCGUAAGUAAAUAUGUUGAUCUGUCCACUAGACUUUGCUGACAUUUGUUCCAUGAUAUUAUCAGUGCAUGUGUGCUAAAACAGAUAUUCCAGUAUUGCACAGACACCUCAAUUCCGAAUGAUUUCUGAAUGAAUUUUAAGUCGCGCAACCAACU